Molecule: messenger RNA, 2091 nt
Organism: Drosophila santomea
Lineage: Eukaryota; Metazoa; Arthropoda; Insecta; Diptera; Drosophilidae
Product: proprotein convertase subtilisin/kexin type 5
Exons: 2
Coding region: 1-2091 (696 amino acids)
Cellular component (GO): extracellular region
Molecular function (GO): chitin binding
Source: RefSeq, a predicted model, not a curated record
AUGGCCCAAUUCAGAACUAAACACUAUGGAGUUGCCCUGUGCCUGAUACUUUCCCUCUUCGUGGGAUCGUCAAGUGCCGAGUGCUGCACGGAUGGCGAGACAAAAGUGGAUCCGGAUGAUUGCACCAAGUACCUGGCCUGCUGUCACGGCGAAUUCGUAUCCAAGUCGUGUGCAAGCGGAUCCUAUUGGAAUUCGGAUUUAGAAGUCUGUGCUGUAGACGAAGGCCAGUGCAAUCCUCCAGGCUGUGUGGAAGGGGAAAUUGCGCCCAAUCCGGAUAACUGUGCCGGCUACUUAGAGUGCGUCAACGGAAACGUAGUGAUCCAGACCUGCCCGGAUGGUGACUACUUCAACUCGACCCUGGAUAAGUGCGUUGAAGAUACCUGCGGAGUGUGCAUAGGCUGCACCGAGGGAACCAAGAAGGCCGAUCCCAGCGAUUGCUCCAAGUUCCAGAUAUGCGUUGACGGCAAGUACGUGUCUCAAUCUUGUGCCUCCGGAUAUUACUGGAAUUCAGUAAACAACGAGUGCGAGGUGGACAAUGGACAGUGCAACGGAAGUGGAUCGUCGUGCACAGAAGGUGAUCUUAAAGUAGACGCCACCAAUUGCGCUGGAUACUUGGCUUGCUCGAAUGGCAACUGGGUGAGCAAGCAGUGCGCCGAUGGAGCUUACUUCAAUGCCACACUUAAGACUUGUGUGGAGGACGUCGACGGAGUAUGCGUUAAUUGCACCGAGGGAUCGACGAAGCCCUUGGACGACUGUACCAAGUAUGAGAUCUGUUCCGGUGGCCAGUAUGUGACCAAGUCCUGCAACAGUGGUUACUACUGGAACAACCAGACAGAAGCCUGCGAGGUGGACAAUGGUCAGUGCAACGGAAGUGGAUCGUCGUGCACUGAAGGUGAUCUUGAGGUGGACGCCACCAAUUGCGCAGGAUACUUGGCUUGCUCGAAUGGCAACUGGGUGAGCAAGCAGUGCGCCGAUGGAGCUUACUUCAAUGCCACACUUAAGACUUGUGUGGAGGACGUCGACGGAGUAUGCGUUAAUUGCACCGAGGGAUCCACCAAACCCUUGGACGACUGUACCAAGUAUGAGAUCUGUUCCGGUGGCCAGUAUGUGACCAAGUCCUGCAACAGUGGCUAUUACUGGAACAACCAGACAGAGGCCUGCGAAGUGGACAAUGGACAGUGCAACGGAAGUGGAUCGUCGUGCACUGAUGGUGAUCUUGAGGUGGACGCCACCAAUUGCGCAGGAUACUUGGCUUGCUCGAAUGGCAACUGGGUGAGCAAGCAGUGCGCCGAUGGAGCUUACUUCAAUGCCACACUUAAGACUUGUGUGGAGGACGUCGACGGAGUAUGCGUUAAUUGCACCGAGGGAUCCACCAAACCCUUGGACGACUGUACCAAGUAUGAGAUCUGUUCCGGUGGCCAGUAUGUGACCAAGUCCUGCAACAGUGGCUACUACUGGAACAACCAGACAGAAGCCUGCGAAGUGGACAAUGGACAGUGCAACGGAAGUGGAUCGUCGUGCACUGAGAAUGAAGUUAAGGUAAAUCCUGCGGAUUGCGCCGGAUACUUGCAGUGCAUAAACGGAAACUUUGUGGCCAGGAAGUGCUCCGCUACGCAGUUCUUCAAUGCCACACUGGAGCAAUGCGAGGUCGACACUGAGAAUGUGUGUAUUCCGAAGACCUGCGAUCCCGACUGCUGCGAUGUGCCCAACAAUUCCAUCUGGCCCGUGGAGAAGAAUUGCUCCGCCUUCUACCAGUGCGUAAAUAGCAUUAAGUACGAGCAGCGGUGUUCCAACAAUCUGCAAUACAAUUCGAAAAUAGAGCAGUGCGAUUAUCCCGAAAAUGUUGACUGCGACGAUGGAUCGGCGCCGCCAAGUGGUCCAAAUGCCGGACCCUCGGGAACUUAUUGCGAGAGCCACGGACGAUGUGUUGGCCAGCGGGAUGGUACCAUGUUCGGCGCUGCCAGCGGAACAUGUAGUUCUGAAUAUGUCGUCUGCCAGUGCGAGUGUGAGGUGAACUUCAGUUGUUCGUCUGGACUUUUGUACAAUUCGGUGGUCAAAUCCUGCGAUUGGGCCGAUAAUGUUAAGUGCUAA